AUGAAUGAAAAACGAGAAUUAAUUAGUAAAUCUGUUGAUGACGAAGAAAUGGAUUUAAUGGAUGAUGUUGUACUUUAUAAUAAUAUACAAGAACAAGAUGGUAGUAGAUGGAAACAUAAUUCCUCAUAUCAACGACUCGAAUCAGAACAAUCAACAACAUCGUUACCCUGUGCAGAUUCUAAACUGGAUAUUCUAGACCAUAGUUUAUGUCAGCUGUCCCCACCACCAAGAAAACGAGUUAAAAUUGACCAAGAAAAAUUAAUAUUAUCACUCAAUAAUCGUGAUCAACGAAAUGAGAAAUCUAAUGUUUAUGUAAAAAAACAAGUAAAUGACACACAUUCCAAAACGGAUCUAUCAAAGGUUAUCAUUAAAUUAGAUGAUGAAGAGAAACCGAUAACAACAGUACCACCAUGUCUCUCGCGUAAAAAACAAAUUUUACAGAAAAUUAAAGAAAAUGUUGCACCAUUGGAACGUAUAACAAGACGAUCUUAUACAUUUCUUGUACAGGACCGUUAA
Didymodactylos carnosus is the source of this 516-nucleotide messenger RNA. The record is from the annotation of a GenBank genome assembly. NCBI's taxonomy places the organism in Eukaryota, Metazoa, Rotifera, Eurotatoria, Philodinida, Philodinidae.